Pistacia vera is the source of this 495-nucleotide messenger RNA. RefSeq lists its product as uncharacterized. The record is from RefSeq and is a predicted model, not a curated record. The coding region runs from base 1 to 495 and encodes 164 amino acids. The transcript has a single exon. NCBI's taxonomy places the organism in Eukaryota, Viridiplantae, Streptophyta, Magnoliopsida, Sapindales, Anacardiaceae.
AUGCAAGAUGCUUAUCCUUGUCCAACUCCAAUGGCUGCUGGUACCAAGCUUUUUUCUUCUGAUAGUGAGUUGUUCAAGGAUCCUAGUGUAUAUAGAAACACCAUUGGAGCUCUACAAUACUUGACUUCAACAAGACCAGAUAUAAGCUUCACAGUUAACAAGCUUAGUCAAUUUCUUCAAGCUCCAACUAAACUUCAAUGGAUGGCCUGCAAAAGGGCAUUACGGUACCUUAAAGGCACUCAGUUUCAUGGAUUGCAAUUCAAACUAGUAGCUGCCCUUUGUGUUGAGUGUUAUACCGAUGCAAAUUGGGGAAGUAAUCUUAAUGAUAGGAGGUCUACAAGUGGGUAUUGUAUUUACCUAGGACCCAAUCUCAUUCAAUGGAGCUCUUGUAAGCAAAAAGUUGUUGCUUUAUCCUCAACGGAAGCUGAAUACAGAGCCCUUGCACAGACUGCAACUGAAUUAGCUUGGUUAGACAACCUAUUCUUUGAGAUAUGA